Nomia melanderi (Alkali bee) is the source of this 785-nucleotide messenger RNA. RefSeq names its product jumping translocation breakpoint protein JTBR (gene JTBR). Gene Ontology annotation, cellular component: spindle; midbody; centrosome. Lineage: Eukaryota; Metazoa; Arthropoda; Insecta; Hymenoptera; Halictidae. Gene Ontology annotation, biological process: mitotic cytokinesis. The record is from RefSeq and is a predicted model, not a curated record.
CAACAAACCGUUGCUGAUGAAACACGUGUUAUCAUCAUGAAGUAUAAGACUUAUUUAACAGGAACAGUGUUUACUUCAAAAGUGAGUUGGAUGUUAUUAUCCUUCAACUUACUCGUAUACGUUUAAUUUUUCUGAUGGGUCACGUAACUUGACAAGAAAGUGAAGCUUCACGAAGUAGUGUGCAUCGAAAUGAUCGAGUUGUGUACGAAAAAACGAAUGUUAAUUGCCAUCACACUAUUAGGAGGGUUAACAGUUUUAGUGCUAAUUGUUGAGAGCCAUUGGACAGAUAACCCUAAUAAACUUUACUUGGAAAAUUAUGAAAAUAGUACAACAUGUUUGUCCGGCGACGACUACGAGAUAACCUCAGAAUGUCAUCCUUGUUCUGCUUUUGAAUUAGCAAGUAAAAGCAUUGAUGUCUGUGUUCAUGCAAGGUACAAGGAAGUUUUGAAAUGUAAAAGUGGCGAAACAAUAACAAGAAGUUGUGACAGGGUAGCUUGGUUGGAAGAAAGAGCAUUUUGGAAAUUUGAAGCAUUCAUGUUUGCUUUGGCCUUUAGUUCUUGUUUGAGUAUUUAUUGGAGAGAAAAUGUUCUCAGGCAAAGGAUUAUAAGGAAAGUGGCAAGGCAAUUAAGGGCUAGUGUAUAGAUAGUUUCAAACAAUUUAUUCUUUUAUCAACACCUUCAUGGUUCUAUAGGCAACUGGAGAAAAUGGAUGAAAUCUAUUUGGAAGUAUACUCUUUAACACAAUUGUGUCUUGCACCUAUAGAGACUAUAGUGGCUUUAUUUACU